This is a messenger RNA of Carassius gibelio (silver crucian carp), 3250 nucleotides long. Its product is annotated as sodium/hydrogen exchanger 3-like. The transcript is spliced from 16 exons. Gene Ontology annotation, molecular function: sodium:proton antiporter activity. Gene Ontology annotation, cellular component: apical plasma membrane; brush border membrane. Gene Ontology annotation, biological process: sodium ion transport; proton transmembrane transport; regulation of pH. The record is from RefSeq and is a predicted model, not a curated record. Lineage: Eukaryota; Metazoa; Chordata; Actinopteri; Cypriniformes; Cyprinidae. The coding region runs from base 144 to 2699 and encodes 851 amino acids.
AUGCAUGUCAAUCUCAGACUGACAAGCGAGGAGAAAGACACUGGUGACAGCCGCUUAGAAACGUCAGGAUACGGGACGGACUACAUAAUUACAACAUCAAUAACAGCUAAUUAAUGCAAGUAGGCACAAGCAGAAAGUGAAAUAUGUUUUUUGCUCAACAGAAGUCUAUGAUGGCGUUUCUACAGCAGUUUGCACUUCUAGCAUUAUUAAUAGUUUUCAUUACAUCAUGCAAGGCUGAAACAUUAGAAGGAGAUAGUGUUGAAGUAGGCCAUAACUAUUCUUUAAAGUCAUCAGCUACUGAGCAUACUAGCACCUCGAUUAACGAUUCCACCGAUGGACAUGCUCCUUCAGAAAUCUCUACACUACCUAUUGUCACCUGGAAAUGGCAUCAUAUAGAAACUCCAUACCUGGUGGCCCUCUGGAUAUUGACCUGUUGGCUCUGUAAAUUAGUGUGUGAGCUGAACCACAAUGUCACCAGCGUGUUCCCAGAGAGUGGGCUGCUCAUCAUCCUGGGCUUUAUUUUGGGAGGAAUCGUCUGGGGAGCAGACAAGGCGCAGACUUUCAAACUGAUCCCCACCAACUUCUUCUACUACUUGCUUCCUCAGAUCAUCUUGGAUGCAAGUUACUGCAUGCCAAACAAACUAUUCUUCAGCAACCUGGGUGCCAUUCUUAUCCAUGCCAUUAUUGGGACAUGCUGGAAUGCGGCCACAGUGGGCAUUUCACUAUGGGCCUGCUAUGAAGGGGGUGCAAUGGGGACUCUGAACAUCGGCUUUCUGCAGUUCAUGUUGUUUGGUGCUCUGAUAUCGGCCGUGGACCCUGUGGCAGUGAUUGCCGUGUUUGAGGAAGUGCAUGUGAAUGAAGUGCUUUACAUCCUGGUGUUUGGAGAGUCCCUGCUCAAUGAUGGUGUCACAGUGGUGCUUUAUAAUGUGUUUGAUGCAUUCGUGUCUCUGGGAGGCCCGAAAAUCAACGCAGCAGAGAUUAUUAAAGGAAUAGUUUCAUUCUUUGUUGUGGCAUUUGGAGGCUCCUUUCUUGGUGUUGUGUUUGCCAUCCUGAUAUCCAUGCUGACCAGGAUCACCAAGAACGUCCAGGUCAUCGAAGCCGGCUUCAUCAUUGUGCUUGGCUACUUGUCUUAUCUGACGGCUGAGAUGCUCUCACUCUCUGCAAUACUUUCGAUCACUUUCUGUGGUGUUUGCUGUCAGAAGUACAUCAAUGCCAACAUGGAUGAAAAAUCUGUCACAACGUUGCGUUACACUCUGAAGGUGAUGGCCAACGGCUCAGAGACCAUGAUCUUCGUCUUCCUGGGAGUUUCAGCCAUUGAUAAAAACAUCUGGGUUUGGAACACUGGCUUCAUCCUUCUCACUAUCCUCUUUGUCGUUGUAUUCAGGUUCAUAGGUGUUUUUUUCCUCAACUGGGUCUUGAAUCAGUCUCGUCUGAUUCCUAUCGACAUCACAGACCAGUUUGUGAUGGCCUACGGUGGCCUGCGAGGAGCAGUGGCAUAUGGACUCGCGGCCCUUUUAGAUGAGAAGAAGAUCCCAGAGAAGAAUCUGAUGCUUGGUACCACGCUCAUUGUGGUGUAUUUCACCGUCAUUCUUCAGGGGAUCACCAUGAAACCACUGGUUCAAUGGCUGAAGGUUAAAAAGGCAACUAAUUCAGAUCUGACUCUCAAUGGAAAAAUGAACAACAGGGCUUUUGAACACAUACUGACAGCAAUGGAGGACAUCUGUGGCCGGAUGGGAGAUAACUGGUGGACUAGACAUUGGAAAUAUUUUGAAGACAGGCAUGUCUGCUGGCUACUAAUGAAAAGCGAUGCCAAAAAGCACCGAGACCCGAUCUUUGGUGCCUUCCAUAAGCUCAAUCUGGAGGAUGCCACAAAAUAUGUAACUGAGGGUGAAUGCAAAGGUUCUCUGUCUUUCAUUCGUAAUUAUGACAGUACCUCUGUAGACUUCAAGAAGAAGCUUGCUUUACAGUAUGCUGACAUUGACAAUGUUCCAGUGACCUCUGUUAUGAAGAACUCAAUACCAUCUGUAUCCCUCGAUAUCCACGAGCAAGACAGGAAGAGCACGCCUGAUGACCUCAGUGUCCAUCAUCUACUAGAUCAGCAUCUGUACAAGAGCAGAAGAAAUAACUGUCCCACUUACAGCCGCAAUCACUAUAACACCUCAGAGAAUCCAGAUGAAAUGCAGGAGAUCUUCCAGAGAACCAUGAGAAGUCGAACUGAGUCCUUCAAUUCGGCUAAGAUGGGUUUCAACCCAGUCAAGAAACUCUCCAAACAUCCCAACAAGGAUUCAACACAUAAGCUUAAUGGAAAACCAGCAGACCCACACAGAACUCAUCCAUAUGGAGAUGGAGAUUUUGAGAUUUCGGCUGCCAGUGCUUCUAGCGGUGAAAUUGCUGGUCAUUUCCACAGGAGAAGCACAAACACUCAUGGUGCUGGUGUUGAUAAUCCAGCAUUCAUACCUGAGAUAGACACCUCUCCACCCAUGCGAAACCCACCCUGGCAAACAGAGACAGGGAACAACGCGGCUGUGGCACCUUCCCAGAGAGCUCAGGGACGAAUGCCCUGGACGCCCACCAACCUGAGACCUCUAGCACCCCAGAGAAUGCGCACCCGCUCCACAGACUCCAUCGUGACGGCUGAUGCUUCGCUUGAUGAGAAAGCACCAGAGGAGAAGCCCGGAAAACAUCAUACUAGAUUGUAAUCUGAUAUAUUUCCAUCCGCUAUCAUUAACCUGCCAAACAUGCGAUUAGGCAAAUCCUUUCAAACUGAGACUGUCUUUCAUUUUAGGUGGUUAUUAUGUUAUGAGCCCACAGAUUAGAGAAUCAUAGUGUUGAUAGUACAUUUAUUGCAUAUCAUUGUGUAACUUGAAGUACUGUUGUGGUUUUACCUACUUAUGUAUAUAUAUUUUGAUCUUUUUUGAGCUUGGUCUAUACAAAUGUUUAAACUCUGCAUGUUUGUAUGUGAUUAUUUAUUAUUGCAUGGUCAUUCAGUGGUUGCUUCUUUCAUUUCUGUAAUCUUACAAUGAUUUAUUUUAGUAUUUUACUCAAAGCUAUUGAUGUUUUAUUAGUCGAAUGAAGACCAUUAAAAUGUAUAUCAUUAAAAAUAAUAGUUUAAAAGUAACUUAUUCAUGUGUGGAUUUCAUGCUUUAUGAGUACCAGUGAAGUCUGACCUUGGAAUUGGUUAAUCGUGUCUGAUAAAACUCGAACUGGAACGCAAAGUUUGAGUAAUACAAUUUAAAUUGGUACUAAUGAG